Messenger RNA from Ruditapes philippinarum (Manila clam), 12536 nucleotides. Its product is annotated as calmodulin-regulated spectrin-associated protein 1-like. Bases 372 to 6155 code for a protein of 1927 amino acids. Gene Ontology annotation, molecular function: microtubule minus-end binding; spectrin binding; calmodulin binding. The transcript has 18 exons. NCBI's taxonomy places the organism in Eukaryota, Metazoa, Mollusca, Bivalvia, Venerida, Veneridae. The record is from RefSeq and is a predicted model, not a curated record. Gene Ontology annotation, biological process: negative regulation of microtubule depolymerization; cytoplasmic microtubule organization; neuron projection development. Gene Ontology annotation, cellular component: microtubule minus-end.
CAGGAAAUGGAAGAAUUGUUGAUGAAUAGCUGUAAAAUGACUAAAAUACACAUUUUUUCUCGUAUUUUGAGUAAUACACAAGCAACUUUUCAGACAAUAAAUCCUUAACUCACUUUUUCACUUAGUUUACGGAUUGAUUUCAUUUGUUCCAUGAGACAAUCGGUCCACAAAUAGUAAACAUGACUUUUGCAUAAAUUUUCUAUUCAUUUUUUUUUCUUUUUUUUUCUUGCAUAAAGUUCUAAUAAAAUUCAACAUUGGCAGUUCAUCUGUCAUUGUUAUAGUGGGACUGAGAGAAGGAGAAAAAGGUGGCUUCGUUUUGUAAUCUUCUAAAAUCUUGUCAGGUGAACAAGGGUUCCUGGCAAAGUUCAAACAUGGAUGACUUGGAUAGUGAAGUUAUCGAGAUCAUACCUAUGGAUGAAUAUGAUACAUACAAGGCGAAAGCUAAAGCAUCUCUGUCGUGGAUACUAUGCAAGGCAUACAAGGACAAAGUGCCAACAGAAUUUCACGAUCCUUUCUACAGUACAUCAGAAGGAUCCUGGCAGAUCAAGCCACGUCUAGCGAACUUGUUGGCCACAAGUGAACUAUACUGUCAGGCCUGUCGGACAAUGUUUGGAGAAAAUGCAUCACAAUGGACAGGACAUUGGAGCAUUAUUCAGGUAUUAUCAAGAAAAGGUAUCUAUGCAGUGGGUUCGGACUCGGUCGAUGUUACAGAAACAAUACUUAUGCAGUCUGCACCAUUUAAAUUGAAAGCCCAUCUGGCUCUGAUAGAUGCAUUAAUGACAGCUUUCUCAAGGGAGAUAAUCAGCAUAGAAAGAGUGACACAGACUGUGCGCAGGUUUGCAACAUUCAAUGCUUCCAGUGAGCUUCCAUCUGACACUGAGGACGCCAUUUUGUUCUGGGUGAAUAAAGUGUGUGUCACAGUCCAGAAAAAUCUAGAGUCAACUGUGAUAGAAGGAGGUGAAACCAGUCAAAAGGUUAGAAUCAUCAGCAGUAAGACACAGGAUUCAAUAUCAGUACCAAUAAUGGAGAGUCUCGUUGAUGAUAUGAGUGACGGCUGUUCUGUUGCCUCCCUCAUCAGCUUUUAUUGUCCUAAUAUACUGAAAAUUGAUGACGUGUGUUUAAAGUCUAACGUUGGUAUUGCUGACUCACUAUACAACCUACGCCUGAUAAGAUCAUUCUGUGAGCGCCAUCUACCACAUAAAACAUGGCACUUCAGUUACGAGGAUCUUCUAUACACACAACAAACUAUCAAACUAAACAUAAUAAUGAUGAUAUCUGAGCUGUUCUACUGGUUCGAGAUUAAGACGUUGCCCAUAGUAACUGGAGGAGGAUUCUCACAAAAUGCUGAACACAGUGAUGGACAACUUCAUUUGAGUACGGCGGCAAAAGUUCCUAAUGUACCAAUUAGUCAAGUAACGAAGCAGAGUUUCCAGCGAUUAAAAGGUGACUCGGAGUUACGAUCGAGCAGUAGUACAGAAAUUCAUAAGAUGAGUCCAACAACACCUGUCGCCAAACAUGCUCCUCUAUUACAUAAAAGACAACAACAUCAUCAUGCUCAAUUUCAUGAUGAAGAUCAUAGUAUUCAAGAUUCCAGACCAGGUGUUCACAGGACAGGUUCUCUAACAACACAUGACCUCAAAUUUUCCCCAAGUGUUCCCAGACAGUCUGUCGUAGCAUGGCCAGAUAAAAGUGGAAAAGAUGGGGCGGAGCCCAGCAAAGCUAGCAGUAACCUACUGUCUAAUGUGAGCAUAGACUCUGAUAUGAACGCAAGCUUCUCUAGUGGAAGCAUAGAUCUUGGUGACCUUGACACGUCGCCACGAUUAAACACAGAACGAUCUCAGUUUGAGGCAACAGAAAGUCAUGACGAAAAUGUGAUAAAUUUUAGUCUUCAAAAUAAAAAGGGAACACCAUUUCCAAAUAAACAAAAAACUCCGUUUCCCGAACAUUUGGAUCUAGCAAGUGUUAAUUCCGGUGCAGAAUUUUGUGUUCCUAGUACCGGCGAGAACCAGUCACAUGACUAUGAGUCUGCAUUUCAUUCCCCAAGGGGUGAUUAUAAUGAAAAUGUACAUAUUAUACCAGUGGAAGGUAACCUUGAGCCUCUUAUGCCUGCUCGACUAAAACCGGCUAAAGAGAAAAUAAAUAAUCACACUAAAGCAGAAGAAAGAGAUGAAACACCAUCUGCAUCUAAAGUGAAAAAAGUAGUACAAAUUGAUCCUCAUUUUGCGGUUAUUGAUAGAUCUGCAAUGUGUGAUGAAAGUACAGAAACUAUUACCCCUGUGCCAGAUAAUGACCUUUUUGACACUUUACGUAAAAGUGUUAUUGACGAUCAAAGUUUGUCAAUGUUUUCUCCGAUGACAGGUAUCGUUAAUGACGAUGAGGAAAUUUUAACACAUAGGAGUGAUGUAACUGUUGCGGAAAGUUAUAUAGUAGACCAUAUUAAAACACCGGAAGCUGCCAGGGCCGCUGGGAUUCCGAUAAUUGACGACUUUAAUCUGACUCCGCGUCGUCUUUCAAGGGAGGGUAGCGUUGCCAGCAGUAAAAGUUCUGGGGAGUAUUCUGACCAUGAAUCUCACAAAAUACACUUUGAUCAUAAAACACAAGAAACGGAAAAUAAAGUUAACAAUAAUAAUGACAAUCUUAGAAAAAAUGAAAAUGAUUUUUCAGACCCUGGGAGAUUUAUUAUACAGAAGCCAGUUAUUAUGUCAAGAACUUUGAAAGACUUUGAUAAGGGUAGAAAAGGUAAUGAAACCAAUUUUGCCCAAAUAAAACAAAUGAAACAGUUUGGAAAUGUCGAUAAUUCAGGAUUUGUAUACAUGCAGCAUGGGCAGGAGGAUGGUCAAAGACCGUCACUGAAAGAUAGUUUUCAUAAAAAGCAACAAGAAUUAAAAAUGACCCUUGGUACAGCCUCUAACCAGAGAACCUGGCAGCAAAAUGCUGAUUCAAGUGUGGGUCAAGCCACCCAAGCGUCCACCAGUGGGGAUGCAACUUCUGAUGCAGCAAGCACAGAACUUCUAAAAAUUAAAAUGAAAUUAGAAGAAAAGCGGAAAGCUAUCCAAAGAAAAAAACAUACCCAAGAAAUUCAACAACAAAAAAUGAGACAAAGAUUAGGUAAAGCUGCUUUCUUACAUGUUGUAGCUAAACCGAAAGAUGACAGUAACGUUGUUCCUGAUAAUACUGGCAAUAUUAUUCUGCCAUCCAGAAUGAUCAACUCGGACCCUUCAUUACCUUUAUCAACAAUCACCGAGUCAAGUAUGACAUCAUCAACAACAUCUUCAUUGUCAUCAUCGUCCUCACCUGUAAAAUCUCCAGCUCACCUGAAAAACCCACGUCCGGUGUCCAGAGACGAUCUACAGCAGACUAUUGAAAAUGUCAGAAUGAAAUGGUUUAACGAUGGUGAUACAACCUCAAAUGGGAGAUAUGAAGCACAAAAUGAAAGUGAAUACCCAGAAGGACAUUUGUCUCCUAAUGGUGACUAUGUAGAUGAGCUGGAAUCUGAAGGACCAGUUAUAAGAAGGCCUGUGUUUGAUCGUAGAAGUACGUCUGUUGAAAGAGUUAGUGUUCAGAAUGAUCAAAAGCCUGUUAAUAGUGAAGUAAGUCCAAGACAUGGUUAUGAUAGGCAAAGUGUCGAAAGGUCUUUAAUUCAGAACUCAGUACAGCAGCCGGUCAUUGAUGGACGUAGUAUUGACGAUCGACAUAUGUCUCAGCCAGGUUAUGACAGAAGGAGUGCCUCUGUUGAAAGACCAGUAGCUCAGAAUUCUUUGCAACAACAAGAUGUUGGUCAAUCUGUGAUAGAUAGACGUAGUUCCUCAGUAGAUCGGGAAGGUAGGAGAGAUUCUGGUAACCGAGCAGAAAAGGGCGAGUCAUACGAUGAGUACAACCAUUCUCUUGAUAAACUGAACCAAAGCCUAUCAGACUUACAAGGGGAAAUUCAAAGGCUAUCUUUGAAACAGAAGAAACCUGAACAAACUUCCAGAGACAUUGACCAAAGGUCAAGGUCAAAGUCCCCUCCAACUGCUCUGGAUGUUAGACAGAAAAUAAUGCCAGAAAGGGCAAAGGUCCAUGAUGAAAGGUCAAGGAGUGCUCACCCCACACAUUCCCAAGGUCGAAGUUCUUCAGAACCAAGGCAGAUUGUACCAGAUUAUGAUAGUGAGCAACAGAUUGGUAAUUAUCAGUCUCAGACAUUACCAAGACAAACAGGGUACCAGCAGACUCAAGGUCAGCCGUUUAUGAUGCAGAAUCCAGCAUCGGUUGCCGGCCCAGCCGGUCCUGUGUACGGAACUCCAAGUCACUUCAUACCUGGAUCAAAUCAACCUGGUAUCCCGCCCACAGCACAGCAGUAUGGUAGUUAUAUCAUGGGUCCCACCACACAGCAACCAAUUGGACACAUGCAUCAACCAAUCCCUUCUCCUUAUCAACACAGUCCUCCACAGGUGUACCCAGGAGCAGCAAGCAUGUAUCCAGGGCAACAGUUCCCUCCACAACCAAUUAUUUCUCCUCAAUCCCAGCCUUAUUCAGCCAUUUAUGCUUCUCCCACCCACACACAGUUCCAGACAUUUCCUCCUAACCUCACUGGUACCUACACAACUUCUGCUCACCAAAAUCUACAAUAUACACCUCCUGGUUCCCAACCUUUACCAUUCAAUACCGGAAACCAGCAAGCUUUUCUACAGCAACAACUACUGUCCCAGACUGGAUCACAAAUUCCUCAACAAACUCAACACUCGACUGUGCCUACGGAUAUUCUAAAUAGACAAACAGACAAUGUGAUACAUGAUAGUUCUAUAAAUAAGUCUGAAACCAUAAUAACGUCUCAACCUAGUGCUAAAACUCAAAUAGAUAGUGAUAGUGUAACAACUGAACAUUCACAAAAAACUGAAACCAGUACAAAUCGAUACGAGUCUCCGGCAGUAGUAAACACAGACAAAGACGUGACAGAGCAGACCCGUAAACCUCCACAAGAAGAAGCCUCAUUUCAGUCUGAACCAAGUAGUUCAAUGACAACAGAAGACAGUAAGAUUGCCCAGCAGGAUACCUCAGUCGGGUUUGUGAUAGGACAAGAUGAAACAUCUUUGAAUCAAAGUGUAGAAGAGGAAAUGUUGAAAAAGAAAGAGAAGAUAGAAAGAAUGAGACAAAAACGACAGGAAGAACAGGAGAGAAAGAAACAAAGGAUUGAAAUGGAAAUGUUAAAGAAACGUGAAGCUGAGAGGGCUAAACAGGAGGAGGCAGAUCGUAGAAAAUCAGAUGAGAAGGCUCGUCGGGAACAAAUUUUCAAACAAUAUUUGGUUAAGAAGGAGGAAGAAGAGGAGGGGCCUAAACCAAAAAGCAAACCGAAACCACGCCCCAAAUCAAUGUUUGUGAAGGGGGGGCCUGAUCAAGAUCUCACUGACUAUGAAUCUUCUGUCACAGCAACUGCUAGCAACGAGGAUCUCUCUUCCAAGUCUGUCAAAGCGCCACCUGGUGGGAAUAAAACGUCUGCCUAUUUUUACACACUGCCAAGAAGUAAACCCACCAUUAUGAAUAUUAAAGGUCCCAGAAAACUUACCCCAAAAUCUAGCAGGCAGUCGAUGAGAAAAGCAGUGUCAUGUCACACCCUGCACAAUGGUAACGGAGAAAGUCAGAAUCUUGCGUACGGAGGUCUGACUCACCGUAGACCACCAUCUCCUGACAUAUAUAGACCGAGAGGUCAGCGUAGCAAUGAAAGUUCCGAGGCUGGGUCCGCACAUGGUGGAGAGUAUUCAGGUCCGAAAUUGUAUGUGAAACCAAGUGCCAAGUCAAAUCGACACAUCAUUAUUAACGCAAUCAGUCACUGUUGUCUGGCCGGCUCUGUCAACACAGAACAGAAAAAUAAAGUCCUUGAGGAAGUAGCCAAAUCUUCAGCUAAACAUUUCUUGAUAUUGUUCCGUGAUGCAAGUUGCGGAUACCGAGGCCUGUAUGGGUUUGAUCCUGACACAGAAGAUUGCUUUAAGAUUGUAGGUGUCGGUCCACGAUCGAUUAAUAAUGAAAUGGUGGAAAAAUACUACAAGUAUAACUCUGGUGCAAAGUCUUUCUCUCAAGUGGCAUCAACCAAGCAUAUAUCAGUGUCUAUAGAUGCAGUCAGCCUACAGAACACAGUCUGGAAAAGAAACCAACCUCCACCAAAGGGCAACAAAUAUUGAUCUUGACCUGUUUCUAUGGUAAUGGCUGUGAUGUAUUUUUGGGUCAAGGUCAAUGUUACUUUUGGUCAAGGUCGUGAUCUAGAUUUAAACGUUAGGAAUCCACUCCUGGUGAAAAUAGAUGUUUGGGUUUGUUAAGAAUUAUAGAAGUUUUGGAAUACUGAAAAAACCAACAAGAUUGAGGACAUUUCUGAUCUAAAAUAAGACUUUGCUUUUGAAAUAAGUAUGAAAGCAUCGUUAUCUAUUUGAUAUAGUUUAAUGUAGAAUAAAUCUUGCUUUCUUUAUUUUGCAAAAAAAUAGUUUUUGUGAAUUUAGUCAUAAAGAUUGAGUUUAUACAGAUAUACAAGGUAGAAAAAUGGGCAUAUUGACAUGCUUGGUGUAAAAAAAACAAUGUGAUAAGUUAUUUAGUGGUGAUUUAAGGAGUCACACUUUACAAAGUAAUGAUUUUGUAUUGGUUUUUAGCUCGACUUUUCUAUGAAAAGGGGAGCUAUCCUACUCGCCCCGGCGUCGGCGUCGGCGUCACACCUUGGUUAAGUUUUUCGUACCACCCCACUUUAUUUCAGAAGUAUUACAAGUAUGGCUUUGAAACUUACCAUACUUGUUCACCAUCAUAACCUCCAUCUACAGACAAGAGUACAUAACUCUGUCAAGGUUUUUGACAGAAUUAUGGCCCUUUUUUGACUUAGAAAGUGUAUUGAGCUUGGUUAAGUUUUUUGUACCACCUCACUUUAUUUCAAAACCAUUGGAGGUAUUGCUUUGAAACUGACCAUACUUGUUUACCAUCACGACCUUCAUCAACAGACAAGAGGACAUAACUCUGUCAAGGUUUUUGACAGAAUUAUGCCCCUUUUUGACUUAGAAAAUACAUUGAAUAUGGGUAAAAUCCACUUAUUGCCUUAACCCUUUGAGAUAUUGCUUUGAAACUUUUAAUGCUAUUUCACAUCAUUACCCCCAUCUGUACGCAAGAGAAGGUAACUCUGUCAAGGAUUUGUUUUAAAAAUUAAGGCCUUUUAUCGACUUAGAAUCUUGGUUAAGUUUUUAGUACCAGUCCACUUUUUGACUGAACUGUUUGAGAUAUUAAUUUGAAAGUUGGAAUACUUGUUUACAAUCAUGAUUCCCAAACAUGUCCAGGAGAAGGUAAUUCUGUCAAAGAUUUUAUUUGAAUUAUGGCCCUUAACUGUCAAUGUUUUGUAUUAUAGGCAAGCACUAAAAAACUUAAAAAAUCUAAAAAAAUUCAUUCCUAUCCACUUGUUCACUUUACCAUAAAUUAUGUCAUAUAAACAUUGCUGUAAUAUUCAAGGGUAUCAAACAACUAGUUCACUUUAAAAAUACAGAGAUUCUUGUAUUGCCUUUUACUGCAAAAACUUUUUUUAUUGGCAAGCAAUAAAAAAGUCGAGCGCGCUGUCUUACGGACAGCUCUUGUUUUGUAUGUUACACAUUUUUCUACAUUUUUGUGUUAUACCUGUCAAGAAUUUUGGCUUAAGUAGUGCCUUCUUGUAUUAAAUUUGUUGUCAAACAAUGCUAUCUCACAAUUUCUGAUACUUUUCUAAUAUGUGUGUGUGCCCUAAAGUACUGCAUUUUCUCUUUUAAAGUUCUGCAUAUAUUGAACUACAAUCCAGAUUACUUAUUGGUAUAUAUUCAACCACAGUUCAGUUUUGUUAAUGGCAUUUAUUCAACCUCUUUGAAGAGUUCUUACUGGCAUAUUUUCAACACUGUCAAGAUUUAUUAUUGGCAUAUAGGCAGCUACUGUCUAGAUUUAUUAUUGGCAUAUGGACAGCUGCUGUCCAGGUUUCAAUUUGUCUAAGAUUUCUGUAGAUUUAAGAUCACACUUACUAUGAAUAUUUUUAGAUUUUAAACACUUUUUAAAUGAGUUAAUUUGAUGGCCCAUCAUUUAAUUCUUAGACUUGAGCUCUGCAAAUCCUGUCAGGGUAUUUAACUCUUCAGUGUAAGGAAGCUUUCCAACAAGAGUAAGGAAAGUUUGAGGUUAAACUAGGGGUGCCUGCACUUGUGUCUGAAAUAAAGAAGGUGAGGCACCUAAGGUCUUCCUCUGCCAGUAAAGCUAGAAUGCUGCUAUAGGACUAUUUCAGUGUCAUGGACACUUAAAACCCAACUGACAAAGAAAGAGACGAUUGUUUUUAUAGGAAAAAUGUGCAUUAUACAAAACAACUCUUGAAGGUACUGAUAUAGUAAAAAAAAAAAGAAAAGAAUGUGAGCUAUCUUUCAUUUAGAGUGAUUAUUUUAGAAUAAGAACAAUGCAGACAAAAAAACUGAUUUCUAUAACUACACAACAUUUUCUCUGUGGUUUAAUUUGCAAAUAUUUUUAAAUGACUAGAAUGAAGUUUUCUUACCACUUCAAUAAGUUUGUUUAUGCUUAAUUUUGGAUAUUCAUAUUAGUUAUUGUACAUUACUUACCCAGAGAUACGUUUUCAUACAUAAAAAAAAAUAAGGUGGAAAAUUAAAUCGCAUUAUAACAUAAUUCUUAAAAAUAAAAACGAACACUUCACCUUUUCCCUCACAUUUUCACUUCCUUUAUUAUGGUGGUAACAAAUUAUUUUUGCAUGAUUUGUGUUAAACCCUAAAUCAAGUUAAUAUUAUUUUAUUUCAUUUUUUGUUUAAUGUCAGAUUUAGCCUACAUGAUUUUGUUAUUGUACAGAUUCAUGAUGGUAAAUUUGGAUCCUAAUAUUAUCUUUAAACGUUUAUUAAACUUUAUUCCAUUCCAAACCUGUAAAAAUCCCACUGCUCUAUUCUAACUCUUUAUUCUCAUAAUAUUUUAAUAAAAGACUUUUCUCAUUUUUUUACAUACCUAAUAUUGUUAUAUAAAAUCACCUGUGAGGAGGGGAAAAAUAAUGACUGUUAAAAUUGCUCAUUUUUCACUGUUUAUGCAUCAUUAUUUGAUUAUAAUUGUAAUAUGUUCUCAGUUCAAGGGUAUAGUGCUAUUUUCACUGACUAAUUCUGUUUGUUUUUAGUGUGUGAGUUUAAUCACUGCCGAAGCUGUAAGUGGUGUAAAAUUGUAAAAAAAAAUGUUUUUUUUUUCAUAUUUUUUUAUAUGUAAAAUGUUCAUAUAUUUGUAUAGGUAAACAAUGUUAACUUUCAUGAUUUGGUGGAGACCUGUACAAUUUUACUUAAACUGAUCAGUGGAGUAAUAGUUAAGUUAAGGAUUUCUUGUUGUUUAUGUUUUGGGGUGAAGUUUUUUGUCUAGAUUAAAAGCAGAUAAUUAAGAAUAAAUAAAAAGUGAUUGUCACAUUGUUUCUAAUAUUUAGAUUUUCUAUUUGACAAUAGAAAUAUAUAGUUUAUUUAUAUUUGGUACACAUACAGUGAUUUAUUACCAUAUAUUACUCUUUUAAAAUUGAUAUAAAGGCCUUUAACAAGACAUGUAUUAAAAGAAGGGCGUUAUUGAUAAUUAAUUUUGACACAUUGUUUAUAUACUGGAGGUAACCACUAAAGUUUUGGUAGCUUAUUCCAUGAUUUAUACUAUUGGUGCAGUGUUAACUAAGUGUUGUGAAAUCAUUUCUGUGUUCAUAUAAAUAAUGGUCCAUGUUAUACUUAUUGUUAUAAAUGUUGACAUAGAAUACACAUUUUUAUAUAUCGAUAAACAUUUUGUAAUGGUGUUGUAGACAUGAAUUGUUUUUUCACCUGCACCUCACAUUCUGUGAAUUCAGAGUUUGCUAUAGUUUGCUGUAUUGAUCAAUAUACAAUGUUUCAUUUUUUGAAAGAGAUAUAACCAGUCUUAAUAAAUUGUAGCCACAUUGUCACCUUAGUGCAAUUACUGGUUAACUGCUAUUUAAUUAAGAAGGACUUUUAAUUGGUUACUGCACUAAGGUGAUGACAGAGUCACAUGUUCUUAAUACGCCAUGCAUAAAUUUCCCCCUAACAUCUCUUGGUUUGCAAGAAAAGUCACUAUUGUUGCAUUAGUGUUCAGUGUUCCAUGCAAAGUUCUAACCAUGUCUAUUAUCUGUAAGAAAUUUUAGCACCAACAUUUUGCUUUGCUUGACAUAAUUUAAAACAAUACCCAACUUCAUAACACUUCCUAACUAGCAUAUUUCACCUUACACACAAAGACAUAAUAUCUGUAUAAGUUGCAUAAUACUGAUGUUAGACUAACUGGUUUUAUCCCUUAGUCAGCUCAGACGCAUCAAAAAAAUAAAAAAUAAAAGUCUAGCUCAGAAUCUUCAGGCUUUUUUUGUCCGAAGUUUAUGGAAUUCUUUUAUAAAAUCUGAAAAUGAAGCAAGCAAUUUUUUAUGGGAUGACAAUUUUCUCAACAUGCAAAGGAUCAAGUUCUUUAAAAUAGAAAAAUUAACAUUAUCAGUUAUGAAAUAAGUACUUCAGCCCAACAUACAAUUACUCAUUGAUUACUCAAAUCGCAAAUGUAAGUUUGAAGAAAAAAUAAAAUCCAAAGAAAUAUGUUCUGACAAAAAAAAUUUUUUUCCAUCAAUACAACAGCACUACAGUACAAAAAUACUGCUUUGUAUUGUGUGAAUUUUGAGUAGAAUCUGCUCGGAAUUGAUGUCUCCGUAACAUUUUAUUAUGAUCAUCAAUCAAUCUGUUUGAUGUCUUAUGAUUCCGUCUUUCAUAAUAUUAAUAAUUGAUUAUACAGUUAUAUGAAAUAUGAACUAUGUUAUUCAGCUAGUCAUACAAGUGUAUACAAGUAUAUAUAUAGUGUGUUGACAUGUUGAUAGAUCUCUGUAGAUUACCUGUUAUAUGCUAUAGGGUUUACUGUUACAGUAUCUUGAUCUGCGAGACUUGCCGAAGGUCAGCAAGAUUUUAGUCUGAGCCUGGAUGUGCCUGGAUUAAUACAGGGAGGAGAAUGAAAGGUUGUCCGCAACCAGUCAGAGCUGCAAUAUAUCAAUGUUAUCUUAACAUCGUCAGCUUGACUUCAAAUUCCAAAAGAAUCCAAAAUAGAAAAUAAUAAAUCUGUGGAAAGGAUUUUAGACCUAAUUGGCUAUGAUCAAAAUAUUGGCAGAAGAUUCUAUCUUUGUCUUUUACGGUAUACAUCCACAAGAACUGAGUAUUGGUCCAAGAUCAAGAUUCUGUAACAUUGACUCUUUUAUUGUGUACCUUCUAAUAUUAAUAUUAGCUUAUAUUUUGAUAUUUUUUGUGACAAUUAUUAUACGAGUGACUGUAGCUUGCCAUAUAUUUAGAGGGUUGAUAUUGACAUUAUGUACAUGUGUAUGUACACAAGAUAUCACAUACACAAGUUGAUGCUCAUUCCACCCUCGUUUAAUAACUUUGUGAUAUUUUACCUCGUCCUGUUUUGUAAAUAUUGCCUAUAUUAUCAUGUAUUACCCUGGCAGUUUUUUUACUGAAUAUUACCUGCGUGAAUUUAUAUUUACUGGCAGAUAUUUACCAUUUUGUGUUGUUUAAUGCUCCAUAGAGAAUUUUCAAUAGAGCAUAAUUAAAGUUACAGUUUGUCUGUCCUUCGUUCUGUCCUCACAGUUACACUGUUGCCUACCUUUUCUCAUAGUUUAUAAUUUAAUUUGAUUUUGAUGUAUUGUGCACAUAAAUUUGGUUACGGUUACAGGUCAUUUGAAUAUAUGAUGCAGUGGCAUAAACAUUUCCUGUUUUUACUCUCACAAAAGUCCUUAAUUUUAGCAGAGAUGUAGGUCACAAUGUUAUCUAUAUCUCUGAUUUCAGUUUUGUUAAAGCAACAUCAGGGAGCAUCUGUCUUUGCUACAGAUAUUUUUGUUUUCAACAUUUCCAUUUUGCUGAUUCCAGUCUAUUUAUUUUAGCAUACUGGACAGUUUAUAUUUUGUUUGCUAUAGAGGGAAACUAGUGUAUCUUGCGUAAGGAGAUAAAACCAGAUUGUUUGUAACCCAUGAUUCCAGUUAAAUUAUUUAUUGCCCUACGUUUGUUAACUAGUUGUUAUUUAGUGCUACAGUAUAUAUUUAUUAAUUUUGUAUAAGUAAUGAAUAUUAUUUUUCACCCACCGCUCUAUGAAGCUAGAUGUUUAUGAUUUUAGAUAAAAAAUUUGAUUUAACAACAUUCAGAAAAUUGGAAUAAUAUUUGGCAGUGUAGAUGAAAAUGUGAUUCAAUGGUUUAAAUAUAAUAACCAUGGAAAGUUUUUGUGAAGUGACUGUUUUUAUAAAAGAAGUAACAAUUAAUCAGAUAAGAAAUGGAAAUGAAAAAGAGUUUCAUGAAUGUAUUAAAAAAUAUCAAUAGAAAUUAAUUUAAAAGUUGAUACAAGUUAUAUUGAACAUUUGAAUGAUGGAAACAAUACACCUUACUUAUACCACCUAUAUAGUCUCACAGGACGUUUUUAUGCCCCCCACAUGUGGCAGGGGAUGAGGGGGCACAUAUAGGUUGCCCUUGUCUGUUAUGUUGUCCCACUGUCCAUUGGUAGACUGACAAAACAGUUGAAUGUGUGGCAUCUGUGUCAUUAUAUAUAUA